Caenorhabditis elegans is the source of this 1329-nucleotide messenger RNA. RefSeq names its product Alpha-1,3/1,6-mannosyltransferase ALG2 (gene algn-2). The transcript is spliced from 4 exons. Gene Ontology annotation, cellular component: membrane; endoplasmic reticulum membrane. Lineage: Eukaryota; Metazoa; Nematoda; Chromadorea; Rhabditida; Rhabditidae. Gene Ontology annotation, biological process: glycoprotein biosynthetic process. The record is from RefSeq and is marked reviewed. Gene Ontology annotation, molecular function: GDP-Man:Man(1)GlcNAc(2)-PP-Dol alpha-1,3-mannosyltransferase activity; GDP-Man:Man(2)GlcNAc(2)-PP-Dol alpha-1,6-mannosyltransferase activity; glycosyltransferase activity. Bases 2 to 1204 code for a protein of 400 amino acids.
UAUGGUCCGGGUAACCAUUCUCCAUCCAGAUCUAGGCAUCGGUGGAGCCGAACGAUUGAUUGUUGAUGCUGCUGUUGGAUUACAGGAUCGAGGACACUCUGUUCGGAUUUUCACGAAUCAAUAUAGUAGAUCGCAUUGUUUCCAAGAAACUCUAGAUUUGGAUAUUUGUACUGUGGUUCCAUGGAUACCCCGUUCAAUUUUUGGAAAAGGUCAUGCUCUUUGUGCAUAUCUUAAAAUGAUCAUUGCUGCUCUCUACAUUGUAAUCUACCACAAAGAUACUGACGUCAUACUUUCGGAUUCUGUAUCUGCUAGUCAAUUUGUUCUUCGUCAUUUCUCAAAGGCAAAACUCGUAUUCUAUUGUCAUUUCCCGGAUCGACUUUUAACGAAACGUGAUGGAAAUCUGAAAGCUUUCUAUAGAAAUAUUAUUGAUUGGAUUGAAGAGUACACAACUGGACUUGCAGAUGUCAUUUGUGUCAAUAGUAAUUUUACAAAAAAUGUGGUUCGUGAAACAUUCAAGUCACUGGCAUCUCAGGAGCUGACCGUACUCUAUCCUUCGUUGAACACCGAGUUUUUCGAUUCGAUUGAAGCUUCGGAUGAUUUUGGUGAAGAAAUUCCACGUGGUACCAAAUAUGUUUUCACCUCACUGAACCGAUUUGAACGAAAGAAGAAUAUCGUUUUGGCUCUAGACGCAUUCGAGAAAUUGAAAUCGAAUCUUCCUGCCGACGAAUUUUCGCAAUGUCAUCUUGUUAUUGCUGGCGGAUAUGAUUUGAAAAACCCAGAAAACAUCGAACACUAUGAUGAACUUGUUGAACAUAUGAAGAAACUGGAGCUCCCAGCUGAUCAGAUCGUAUUUCUCCACUCACCAUCUGACACUCAAAAAGUAAAUCUCAUUCGGAGAAGUCGUGCGGUACUUUACACGCCUGAUAGAGAACAUUUCGGAAUUGUUCCAGUUGAAGCAAUGUACUUGGGAACCCCAGUAAUUGCUGUUAACACUGGAGGUCCCUGUGAAUCGGUUCGGAAUAAUGAGACGGGAUUUUUGGUUGAUCAAACGGCCGAAGCGUUUGCUGAGAAAAUGAUUGAUUUGAUGAAAGAUGAGGAAAUGUAUCGAAGAAUGAGUGAGGAAGGUCCGAAAUGGGUGCAAAAAGUGUUUGCAUUUGAAGCAUUUGCAAGAAAGCUCGACGAGAUUAUUCAAUCUACGCUUUAAUUAAUGUUUUUUCUUGAAAUUUGGGUUUUAAGCGUUUCGUUUUAGAAUCGCCAGUGUAUUUUUUGUGAUAGUCCUAUGUGCUUUAAAUUAUUUAUUUUGAAAGGUUCAAUAAAUUAUAUUUUAUG